AUGUCAUCACGUCAUCGAUUUCUUCAAAGAUCUAUCAAUCAUGUUUCAUUUCAUAAUCGUCUUACUGAAGAAGAAUUAAUGUGGCGUCGACGUGAAAACGAACGAGAAGCACUAAACAACGAUAGAAAAAAACGACGACAUCGAUCUCGAUCGCCGUACGAGCAGCAAAAACAAAAAGGAAAAUAUCGUUCAUCAAGUGAUGAAAGUAGAAAACUUAAUAAGAAUCCAGCUGAAGCUGAAUUUGGUCCACCGUUACCAUCUAAUUUGGGUGUGAAUGCUGAUCGAUGGGACCAUGCAUUUUUUAUGCAACGCUAUCCAGAUGAAUAUGAAAAACAAAUCAGUAGACCCAAACGAGAAGAUUCUACACGUAUCGACGAGAAAAAAAAUAAGACAAAGCAUAAGAAACACAAACGAAUGGAAGAAGAAGAAGAAGAAGACAGUCAAAAUAAAAGCAAACGAAGACAUCGAUCGCGAAGUUAA
Molecule: messenger RNA, 480 nt
Organism: Rotaria socialis
Lineage: Eukaryota; Metazoa; Rotifera; Eurotatoria; Philodinida; Philodinidae
Source: the annotation of a GenBank genome assembly